ACAUCGAUAUAUAUCUGGUUUUGCAGUUUGAGAUCCUCCACUGGUUUCAUUUCCCGGUGGGAGAGGGCAGAGUCUCUUGGGAGCUGAAAGUUCCCUCUCUUGCUGUUCCAGUACUGCAUCACGUACCUACUGAGGGUACGCGCCCAUGGCCGGCGGUGGUGGUAAUGGCAGUAGUAGUCGAUCGUUGGUGGAGACUCCGACGUGGGCAGUCGCCGCAGUUUGCUUGGUUCUUGUCAUCCUCUCGAUCAUCAUCGAGCAAAUCAUCCACCGUAUUGGCAAGUGGUUAAGAAAGCAUCACAAAAGCGCACUAUAUGAAGCACUAGAAAAGAUCAAAUCUGAAUUGAUGCUGCUGGGCUUCAUAUCCUUGCUUCUUACUGUGAGCCAAAACCUCAUAUCAGAGAUAUGUGUGUCCGAGAGUGUUGGCAAUUCAUGGCACCCAUGUAAGGCCUCGGAAGAGGCUGUCAUCGCAGGCGAUGACGAGCACCGGUCCGAGGAUUCAAACGAAAACAACAACGGACGAAGGCUUCUGCAAAGUGCUGACUCCACGGACAGAUUCCGACGCAUUUUAGUUGGAGGAGGGUCAACAGACAAAUGUUCAGCCAAGGGAAAAGUUCCUUUCAUUUCCACCGAAGGCAUCAAUCAGCUUCACAUUUUCAUUUUUGCCUUGGCCGUCUCCCACAUCCUUUACUGCGUGGUCACCAUGGCUCUGGGUAGACUGAAGAUGAGAAGGUGGAAAUCAUGGGAAUUAGAGACUGAAACAGCCGAAUACCAAUUCUCUCAUGAUCCUGACAGGUUUAGAUUUGCAAGGGAUACAUCAUUUGGCCGUCGGCACUUGAAUUUCUGGAGCAAGUCGCAUGUUCUCGUCUGGAUUGUCUGCUUUAUCAGACAAUUUGUGAGCUCAGUUUCUAAAGUUGAUUAUUUGACGCUACGACAUGGGUUCAUCAUAGCACACUUGGCGCCGCAAAGUUCAAGCAAGUUUAACUUUCAGAAGUAUAUAAAGCGGUCGCUUGAAGAGGAUUUUAAAGUUGUAGUUGGGAUAAGCCCCACAAUAUGGUUCAUUGCAGUAUGCUUCCUGCUAUUUAAUACACAUGGUUGGCGUUCCUCUUUAUGGCUGCCAUUUAUCCCUUUGAUUAUAGUUCUCAUGGUUGGAACAAAACUUCAAGUCAUAAUUACAAAGAUGGCUAUACAAAUUAUGGAACGUGGGGAUGUUGUUAAGGGUGUCCCAGUUGUUCGUCCUGGAGACAAACUCUUCUGGUUCAACCGCCCAGGCCUUCUACUCUUUCUAAUUCAUUUUGUCCUAUUUCAGAAUGCAUUUCAGCUCGCCUUCUUUGCCUGGAGUUGGUACGAGUUUGGCUACCCUUCAUGCUUCCACAAAAGUAUAGAAGACAUAGUUAUUCGAAUCUCCAUGGGUGUUCUCAUACAGGUCCUAUGUAGCUAUGUUACACUACCUCUCUAUGCACUGGUAACACAGAUGGGGUCUAAUCUGAAACCUACCAUCUUUAAUGAGAGAGUAGCAACUGCUCUAAGAAAGUGGCAUCACACUGCAAGGAAGCGCUUGAAAGAGAACAGGAGGUCUGCAAGUGUGACGCCUUCUUUGUCUACAAGCAGGCCAGCUACUCCAACCCAUCGCUUAUCACCACUUCACGUCUUACAGUAUCAUCAUAAUGAGGCCGAGAGUCUGCAAAACUCUCCCAAGAAAUUCACCAUGGACGAUGACCAAUAUGAUCCCGAGGAGUUGACCCCACCACCCCAUCAUUCAUUUGACGAAUCAUUUUCCCACUACAGAAAGCCCGCAACAUCAAAAGGAUUAAUGAAAGAAGAACAAGAGAUGAAAGAAUAUGGAGGUUCAUCAGAGCUGCAAAUGACACAUGAGACUGAUGGUCAUGUAAGCAGUGUGAUUUCCGUUGAUUUUUCAUUUGACAAAAGACAAAGAUGAUAACUAGGUGGCUAGAAGCUCUCACAUGUGGAACAUGGGAGAUAAUUUCAUCAGAGUAAUGGAUUAUGGUAGAAUGUCCAACCAGAAUUUAUUAGAUACAUAACACAUGCUAGAUAACGAUGGAAGACCAACUGAUCUGUAGCUGUUGAUAAGGUUAAAUAUUGGCACUAGUAA
Molecule: messenger RNA, 2110 nt
Organism: Musa acuminata subsp. malaccensis (wild Malaysian banana)
Lineage: Eukaryota; Viridiplantae; Streptophyta; Magnoliopsida; Zingiberales; Musaceae
Product: MLO-like protein 6
Biological process (GO): defense response
Cellular component (GO): membrane
Source: RefSeq, a predicted model, not a curated record